GAGGCAUCGCUCAGCCAUGGACGCUGCGAGGCAGGUGGUUAACUUCAGCGCCGGGCCCGCAAAGCUGCCGCGCUCUGCACGACGCUUUGGUCAGUUUUUGUGGCAUAUUGCUGUUUGGAGAAAUGGGCAGAUUCCCAUUUGGCUGUCGUCAUUGCAGAUCUGCAGAUUUGUGAAUAAAUGUUUUGCUGCAAGCACAGAAAGAAUUGGUGAACUAUAAAGGACUUGGUAUUAGUGUUCUUGAAAUGAGCCAUAGAACAUCUGAUUUCUUAAAAAUUAUAAACUCAGCUGAAACUCUCUUGCGUGAAUUGCUAAAUAUACCAGAAAACUACAAAGUCAUUUUCCUCCAAGGGGGUGGGUCUGGCCAGUUUAGUGCUAUCCCACUUAACCUUAUUGGACUAAAAGAAAGAAGAUGUGCAGAUUAUGUGGUUACUGGAGCAUGGUCAGCAAAAGCAGCUAAGGAAGCAGAGAAGUAUGCCAAAGUGAACAUUGUUCAUCCUAAACUUGGAAGUUACACAAAAAUUCCUGACACAAGCAGCUGGAAUCUUAACCAGGAUGCCUCUUAUGUCUAUUAUUGUGCUAAUGAGACCGUUCAUGGUGUGGAGUUUGACUUUGUACCUGAUGUCAGAGGAGCAGUCUUAGUUUGUGAUAUGUCAUCAAAUUUCUUGUCCAAGCCAGUAGAUGUUUCCAAGUUUGGGUUAAUUUUUGCUGGUGCCCAGAAGAACGCUGGCUGUGCUGGUGUAGUUGUGGUAAUAGUGCGCGAGGAUUUGCUGGGAUUUGCGCUCAAAGAAUGCCCUAUAGUAUUGGACUACAAAGUGCAAGCAGGAAAUGGCUCAUUAUAUAACACUCCUCCAUGCUACAGUAUCUAUAUCAUGAGCUUAGUCCUGGAAUGGAUAAAGAACAAUGGUGGGGCUGCAGCUAUGGAUAAACUGAGUUCAAUCAAAUCACACAUGAUUUAUGACAUUAUUGACAGUUCCAGUGGAUUCUAUGUAUGCCCUGUGGAGAAAAAGAGCCGAAGCAGAAUGAACAUUCCAUUCCGCAUUGGCAAUGUUAAUGGUGACGAAGCUUUGGAAAAGAAAUUCCUUGAUAAAGCUGUGGAAUUGAAUAUGAUUUCUCUGAAAGGACAUCGAUCUGUGGGAGGAAUCCGUGCUUCUUUGUAUAAUGCUGUGACAAUAGAAGAUGUUCAGAAGCUUGCAGCGUUCAUGAGAAGUUUCAUGCAGAUGCAUCAGUCAUGAAUGUUCGUGAAUUAGCGCAAUGCUGCACAUCUCUGAAAUGAAACUUAAAAAAUUUGACAGUUAUUAUGAUGCUGCAUAAAAUGCACAAUUUUAGCAAAUGAGUUUAGUUUAGUUUAUAUAUCUAUUGUUGGUAACUAAAUGAGGAUGAAGGGUCUAAUCCUACAGUUGCUUGAGCAUCCUCAGCUUCUAUUUAAAUUGAUGGCACUCUGUACCUGACAGGAUUGGUCCUUAAAUUUGCAAAGCAGUUAACUUGAUUUGCAAAUUAACAAUGGUUAGUAUUGUAAUAUAAUGUAGUUCAGAUUCUGAUGUUUGUUACACUGCUGCAAAUCCAUGGAAAUCAAUGUGUUACUAUGGGCUUACACAGGCGUAAUUGUGAUUAUAAGCUAUCCCACUUGUAUAGAGAAAAAUCUUGUCAUGUUUUGUUACCCUGAUUUUUACAGUUACAAAUAAUUUUUUAAAUGAAUUCCUUGUUCUCACUAAAUUUCAGUAGUGCUUGGUACCAUGUGCUUCUAUAAGAAGAACUUCAAAACUACUACGAAUGUGCAGAUGAGGCUAGAACUGAUGGCAAUUUGAGAGUACUUGGUUGGUAUGUCAAAUACAUUCCAAGAAUGCAUCUCUAUAGUCUCUAGGGAAACUGAUGUCUGCAUUUCCUGACUUCAGACCUUCCUUUUGAUCGUUACUCACCAGUAUGAUGCUCACUGCCCUGAGGAGUCCCACUGACUUAAAUGUAGUAGUAAGGAUUACUGUAGUAAAUGUUCAUAUGGUUAAGGCCUUUUAUUUGUGUUGUCAUGUAUAGAUGUACCACAAUGUACAUGUAGUGAAAUCAAUGUGUAAGAUGUUUGUUUCUGCAUGCGUUUUGUAUUUGAAACCAGUGUAGGGUAUUAAUUUUGAAUUUGUGUGUUUUUUUCCCCUCCCCACAAAAACUACCCUAAUUUUAAUUCAACCUCCUGUUAAACUGGACUCUCGAUGAAAUAUCUGGUUACAGCAACCUUCUCCUUGCUGACUACCCCCAAUCCCAUCUUGCUCACUAGAAGUUCAGAUCAUAGCAGCUAAAAUAGUUUCUCUUGCCUGCUGUUCGGAUCAUAUCUCGUCCUUUUCUUAGUUGCUUCGUUAGCUUCCUUCAUCUUCUGCAUCACUUCUGCUGUCUCAUCUUCCAUGUGGGGUUCUGAAUAGAUUCAACUGGUGCACACUUUUGCUGCCCUCUUGCUUCCUUCAUACUGCCAGGGAAAACUCCAUUCCACCCCACCAAGCCCUUCAUACUAUUCCCACACUCCACAUGCCUUAUUCUUUGCUUUCAUGGGCACCUAAAACUCUCUUUCUAACCCAGGUUUCAGGAUCUUCUUUCCACACACAACUUUUCUUGAAACUCCUUUCUUCUGUAUCAGAGGGGGUAGCCGUGUUAGUCUGAAUCUGCAAAAGUGGUGAGGAGUCCUGUGGCACCUUAUAGACUAACUGAAGUGUUAGAGCAUAAGCUUUCAUGGGCAAAGACCCACUUCGUCACAUGCAUCUUUUCACAUGCAUCUUGUUUAGACUGUGGUCUCAUUGGGGGUGGGAAAAUGUCUUUAGCUUUUAUAUAGUGCCAAGAGUAGUGUUGAAGCUUAAGGCUUUGCUUACACUAGGAAGGUUUGGCAGCAAAAGUGCUGUUGACAUGCUAAAGUUGCCAAAAGUGAAAGAAACCCACUUCAUCACAUGCAUCUUUUCACAUGCAUCUUGUUUAGACUGUGGUCUCAUUGGGGGUGGGAAAAUGUCUUUAGCUUUUAUAUAGUGCCAAGAAUAGUGUUGAAGCUUAAGGCUUUGCUUGCACUAGGAAGGUUUGGCAACAAAAGUGCUGUUGACAUGCUAAAGUUGCCAAAAGUGAAAGAAAACCAAUCAAACCAGUUUUUCUUCUCCCAAUGUUGAUAUUUCAUGGCUACAUUGGUAGCACUCUGUUGAUAGAACAAAGCAAUGUGGGUAAAUAGCCCACAGUGUAGUGCUGUGGGAAGGCAGAUCUAAUCCUUGUGCUUCUUGGGAUUCCCUUGUAGCAUUCUGUGCUAAGGAAUGUCAAAAAAGCACAGCUGUCUCUCCAGCCCUCCCUCUGUAGCAGCAGAACUGAUUAUUUUCUUUUUGUUCCCUAAAUAGAACAGCUCACUCAGUUGUCAGAUACAUCCUGGAGCUUUGAAAGGGGAUGGGUGCAUGCCAUCAGGGCAGCAGAGAUCAAAAAACAUUGAGCACAACCACCAGGGCAGGCAUUGUAGGAUACUGUCGGAAGUCAAUUUCCGCAACAAAACAAACAGCAGAGUCCACAAUGGCUCUUUGUCGUCAAUAAAGGGAGGAGGAAACACAAAAGUCUCUUGCAGGGGUGGCCAAAACUGGGUGUCUUUCCUGAAAAAAGCUGCAUUGCAGUGUAAAUGCCUUCAUUUUUUUGUCCCCAAAAGGCAGUUUUUGGUGACAAAAUGUGCCAGUGUAGAGAAGCCCUUAAUAAUCACAGUGAUGAACCACUUCACUCCUAUGUAAUUUCACUGAACUCAGUGAAGUUACAUCAAUGAUUAAUUAGAUUUUGAUUAAGAGGUAAUGAUUUUAUAACCGCUGUUUUAAGAACUGAUUUACGUUGCCAACUUACUGGUUUAAUUUGUGGAGAAAAUAAAGAUAACAUUGAGCGAA
Messenger RNA from Pelodiscus sinensis (Chinese soft-shelled turtle), 3872 nucleotides. It is a transcript of the gene PSAT1, whose product is annotated as phosphoserine aminotransferase 1. Gene Ontology annotation, cellular component: cytoplasm. The record is from RefSeq and is a predicted model, not a curated record. Gene Ontology annotation, biological process: L-serine biosynthetic process. NCBI's taxonomy places the organism in Eukaryota, Metazoa, Chordata, Testudines, Trionychidae. Gene Ontology annotation, molecular function: pyridoxal phosphate binding; O-phospho-L-serine:2-oxoglutarate transaminase activity.